AUGUCUCAUGCAGCAGGAACCUUUGACAUUUCCACGGAUGGUGAGGCAGCGAAGCCCGACACUUCCGACUUUUUCCCUGCGGCGCUGAAGGCGCUUCGCCACAUCAUGGAACGAAGUAGCGCCAAAGUUGUGUUGUGCGCUGAGUGGCGCCGCAGCGAGGUCCUCCUCAAAGCCUUGGAGGACAUCUUCAACAAGAACAGGCUUCGACUGUGGAGCGACAUCACCACUCAAGAGUUCAAGCUGGAGAAAGGCAGCGAUCCCCUCCGGAGUUUCGCUGACCGGCGGUCCAAGGAGAUAAGCGCCUGGUUGCGCAAACACGAGGGCGAGGUGAGCGGCUGGGUCGUCCUGGACGAUAUUAACCUGUCCAUGGUGGACGAAUCUCAGGUGAAGAAGACAGCUACCAAGCCGAUGCCCAUGGGCCCGCACCAUGCCUUGCUCUCAAAAAGCUUCCAGGUUUGCCGUUUUCGUGUGUUGUGUCAAACUGCGGCUUCAUACUGUGAACGUCGGCGUCUUGCACUGGUUCGAGCAGAAAUGGCCGUGCUUGCACAGAGGCUGAACAAGAGGACAGCAAGGCAUCGACUGGCAGCUAGCCUUGUGCUUCUAGUCUUUCAGGUAGCGUGCGGCAUCGAGCCUGCCAGAAACGGAUUCAUGGCGACUGCGCAUCCGUGGCAAUCUGACUGGCUGCCGAUCGUAUGGGACCGUGCACCAGUAGAUCGGGAGACGCGGAACCGGCAGAACACCACCUUCCGACUGGAGCUUCGACUCGAAGUGACCUACUGGACGGCCCGCCACAAGGACUUGCAGAAGCAGGUCAGAGCGAUGAGGGCGGAGAUUGCCGAUUUCGACAAUGAGAUCAAACGGCACGAAGCACUCUGGCCAAGGGCUGCGGACAUCGCGAGCGAGCUGGAGGCGUGCCGCAGUCGAAUCGAAAGCCUCCUGCACCUUCGACUGCUUCUUCUGGAAGACUGCCAGAGGCUUCCCUUGGCGCAACUGGCGGCAUCAGCAGAGGUCGAAGUCUCCAAUGCCAACUCCAUUGCUCCAUCCUCUGAUACUUCGGCCGACGGGAGGGCAUCCAGCCCUGAGAAUGAGAAGGAAGCACAGGUGGAUUCAGAUCCAAGUUUCCCGGAAGCUGCGUUCGCCAACACGGCUGCCUCCUUUGCGGACGGCACUUGCUAUGGGGACCCAGGUGCUGCCGAGCAGCCAAUGCGUGUGGCAGAUCCGGAGGGGCCGGAAAACAUGGCUGGGAUGGCGUCUUCUACCGACAUGCCGGCGUAUGUUGACAUUGCGGAUUUGUAUUGGAACGUUGGAUCGAACGGGCAUGCCCUGGGUGCAUGCCGGCCAUGCAACUUCUUCCACGGCAGCGCUGGCUGCUCCAGGGGCAGGAGCUGCAAAUUCUGCCACCUUUGUCCACGUGGCAGGGCCAAGCAGCGCCGCAUGAAGCUGAAGCGGGGGCUCAGAAACGCCGGGCAGCUGGAGGACAAGAUUCUUGAACAACAGGAGACGGCAUUCGAACUGGGCCUUUGCGUGUCCGCAGAGCGUCAACGGUUGCUUCGUGCCCAUGAGGAGGCAAAAGACGUGCACAAGUUGAUGUUGUCCGCCGAGAAGGAAUAUCAGGACGAAAUGUACGACGCGGCUAUGCGGGAUUUCCAUCGCAAGCAAGCCAAGGUGCUGGAGCGGGAUGCGAUGCAGAUUCGCGAGACUGCCGCGAAGCUGCACUUCAAGAACUGUGAGCGGGUUGUUCACUUCAAGAUACGGCUGACAUCUUGCUGCCCGGAACAAGGGACAUCCCAGGAUGAAGAAGACACAGGCAACGCGGGUGUCGACGGUUCGACCUUUUUAGCAACCGAAGAAGCGGAGAGGCGGGUGAAGAACAGUCUGGAUUUCGUGCUGUUUCCUCUGUCCCGAUAUGUGCAUGAGAACAUGAGACUGCCGCAGCUGACCGGCAGAACAGACAGGACGGAGACGUGUACCGAAGUUGCCGUCCGUGCCUCGCCCAACCCCUUCAGCUGGGAAGUUCUGGAGGACGAGCCUAAGGUUCAACGCACUUGCAUCGGUAGGUCUUUCCGCUCGACCGAGUACGAGAUUCUGCACACUGGCGGCUUCGUUCGUCUUUGCACGGAGCGUGGGCGCGUCUACUGGCUCGCCCAGAAUGAACACGACCAUCGCCUGCCCGACUGGAAGCUGCAUUUCUCUGUUCACAUCGGCGAUGUGCCCAGGGCUUGGAACGUGCUGUCUGAGCUCUUCCUAAGCCAGGCCUGUGAUUUCGGAAUGAAAGCCGUCGCAGGGGAGGCCCUCGACUCAUGGCCCGAUGAGCAGCGGGGGAGGGAGCUUACGGUCUACAUCUUCCAGGACCACCCUGCCUACAAAGGAGGGGGACCGAUGAUGGGAUACUGCCCAGGUUUCGAACACAACUUCUGGUUGGGUCCCGAGUUCGAGCGGGACAGCGCGUUUUGGUUAAACUUUGUGGUGCUGGCCGAGUCUCAGCUGAAGGCUGUUGCCUUUUCUUACCGUUUCUUCAUAUCGGCGUCGUGA
This is a messenger RNA of Symbiodinium sp. CCMP2592, 2532 nucleotides long. The record is from the annotation of a GenBank genome assembly. NCBI's taxonomy places the organism in Eukaryota, Dinophyceae, Suessiales, Symbiodiniaceae.